AUGAUGGCCGACAUAUGCCAUAGUGAUGCGUAUAGAGGUAUACUUGCAAGGUUGAGUGAACUCGAGGCAGCUAAGCGGAUCCUGGACUAUGACUUGCAAACCGAACGACUCAAGCAACAGGAAAAUGAAAAGCUUUGUGCUGCCCUCGAGCAAGAUGUCAUGGAGCUUGAAUCUGAAAUAUGGGAGUCUCAGAAACGCCUCCGACAAAGAAACGAACAGGUCAAAUAUCAUGAGGAAGCGCGCAUCAGUAUCGAAAAGAGUAUCGAACACGAGAUGUCGGCGCACUCUGCGUUGAAGCAAGAGCUUGAUGAGACUAUGACGGAAAAGAAACGCCGGAGCGAGGAAGCAGACCGUGAAACCUUUAGACGUGUCUGUCAGGUGAAAGAGCUCCUCGGCCGCUUGGGCGUAGAAUCAGGAGACAGAAUGGCUGCGACCACGGACGCCGAGGCACGCACUGGCGUUGAUAGAGAAAUAACUCUAGCACACGCUCACGUUGACUUCGAGAACCUGUCUGCGAUGAAGGAAGACAGCCUUGUAAAGCUCCUUGGUGCGAAAAACGAUGCGCUUCUACGGACCGGCUACGCGUGCUUCAGACAAGCAAAAGACAGCGUUGAUAUGAGGGCAGAGCUACUGGAUGAAGCCGCUACUACAAUGAGGAGGAAGUUUGAGUGUGGGUCUAUGCUCGGAACCUCGACCGCUGAUGCGGUAGAUUUUGAACUCAGACUGGUUGACACCGUCCUGCAAAUGAGUCUUCCGGAUUGUUUGAAUGAAUUUGAUGAGACUGCAGCAAAGGUGUCGAUUUUGAAGCAGUUAAUUGGGGGGGAUAUCGAGUGGCUCUAUGAGAGUCCAGCCCGGCUUCUAGGACAGGCCUACCUACAGAAAAUGCUUGAGGAAGAAAGAAUGGAGAACGCGGAAUCAGUCCCUAAUGCCAAAAACUCGGACAGAGUCGCUGCCUAG
This is a messenger RNA of Besnoitia besnoiti, 957 nucleotides long. RefSeq lists its product as uncharacterized. NCBI's taxonomy places the organism in Eukaryota, Apicomplexa, Conoidasida, Eucoccidiorida, Sarcocystidae. The transcript is spliced from 7 exons. The record is from RefSeq and is a predicted model, not a curated record. Bases 1 to 957 code for a protein of 318 amino acids.